This is a messenger RNA of Coccomyxa subellipsoidea C-169, 936 nucleotides long. RefSeq lists its product as hypothetical. The annotation marks the transcript as partial. The transcript has a single exon. NCBI's taxonomy places the organism in Eukaryota, Viridiplantae, Chlorophyta, Trebouxiophyceae, Coccomyxaceae. The record is from RefSeq and is a predicted model, not a curated record.
GACCGCUGCAUUGUCUUCCAGUCGUAUACCGGGGGAUUCAUGGCAAACGUGCACAACGUUAUUCUUGCUGUGGCAUUUGUGGCCCGCCCGGGGAAUAUCCUGUAUUUUGAUGACUCAGAACAUUCGUAUCACUGCCCAUCGGAUACUGGAGUUGAAAAUCACAGUUGGGAUGUAUUUUUUAACGGAUCCCAACCUACAAGAUUCCCCACCAGUGAACAUGUUUUGAAAAACUGCAGCAAGGUUAAUACAAUGGAGCUCCUUCAAAUGCGAGAAGAGCUCGCAGUCCAGGCGGGAUGCUCGAGUGCAGAUGACCUGAGCUUUAGGGAAGGUGAACCUAGUGUGAGGCUUCUGUAUGCAAAGCUGGCAGAUGCCACAGAAAAAGUUUGGAAGUUUUCAAGCAAGAUGCAGUACAUUGUUGACUAUGAAGUCGAGAGUAUUCGACUCAUGGCGGGCAAACAGCUGACUAUCGGAAUACAAGCUCGUGGUGGUGACAAGAUGUCUGAACAAGGAGAUUGGGCCAACAAGAUCACAAGUAAGGGCCAUUCAAGAGCCUUUGAUCAAGUCAAAAAGCAUCUUCCUCCUGAUGUCCAUGGCAAGGUUGUUUGCAUCAUUGUUGGUGAUGACUAUAAUCUGGCAAAUAGCUUGGCGAGGUUGGCAACCGCUACUUUUGAUUGCUUGAUCAUUAACAGGGUUAUGCCCUCGCCGAGAAGCAUAUCUCAUGAUCAAGGCAUUUAUAAUAGUAGUCCUCUUCAAGAGCGUUGUCAUGGUACUUUCAGGAUUCUUGCAGAUGUUGAGAUGCUUGCGAACACCAAUUUCUUUGUUGGUUACAGGAAUUCUAAUGUUGCAACUAUGGUGUCUCUUAUCAGGCGAUUUAUUUACAAGAAGAAUAAAGGGUCGGAAUUUGACUUUUCUGAAUCCUCAUUGAAGCCAUAUUGA